AUGCGCUUUGAGAGUGUGGACAGAGCAAGACAUAAUCAUACAUCCAAUGCUGCGUAUAAUGACAGGCUACGCACCAUCUAUCAAUUGAUUGCCAAUGGUUCAUUGAACACACUCAAGUCAUUGUUGUUCAUCGACUCAGACAUAGCGUUGACAUCACUAUCAUCGAUGUUGUUGGUGCAGCAACAUCAACUAAACUCAAUCAACAAGAUUGUGUUGUCAACUUCAGAGGUGGAUACAUGCGACUUGCAGCAUCUGGCCACAUUGUUAAACGCAUGUACUCAACUCAAAUGUUUGUACUUGUAUGCAGAGAAGGAUGUUGCCAAUGUUGAUUCGUUGGCACAGUCCAUCACCGCACAUGCUACACUCGAUGACCUUCAGAUAAACCCGGCGAUGGAGAUGCCGCCCACAGCUCUUCUCCACUCUGUCAUUCAUCGAAGCACAUUGAAGAAGUUGCAACUGAGUGGAUUCAAUGUCACGCCUGCCACGACAAUCGAGUUGCUGCAGUCGUGUGGCUCAAGCAUUGAAUCGAUCAACAUGCCAAUCUUUGAGUUUGAUCGAUGUGACCGCGCAACACUUGAGCAACUUGGGGCAUUGCUUGGACAAGCCUUGCACUUGAAGGAGCUAUUCCUGUAUGGUGUAUCCGCUUCGUCGCCAAGCAGUGAAUCCAACAAUAUAUCUGGCGUCCUGUCGAUUGCCCUCUCCUCGCCAGACCAUCCAAUAUGCAAGUCACUCAAUCUCUUCUCUGUUGAAUCAGUACCUCUCAAUGCUGGCGUGUUUGACAGUCUCUCGCACUGUCAAUCACUCUCAGUUCUCAAACUAUCCGAUGGCUCACUGUCCAACGUUGAGACACAACAACUGUUAGCCGUGUCUAGACUGGUGUCGCGACUGAACAAGUCACUCUACUACCUAUCUCUCGCUUCAAAUGGACUGACUGGCGCGUCUGAGGCUAUACUUUGCCCGGCACUCACAGCACAUCCCUCACUCAAAGAGCUGGACGUCUCUGGCAACAAGUUCAUUGGCGAUCAUCUUAUGUCCUCAAUUGCGCCAUCCGAUCGAUUACUCUCGCUCACACUCAACAAUGAUCACUUCAGUGUUGCGGCCAAUGAUCAGCUAACCAACUACACCAAAAACACUCAGUCGUUGGUCUCUUACCAAAACCUGGCAAGUCGACAGAUUGACCUGUUUUCUUUGCUUGCAGGGCAACCAUGA
Messenger RNA from Acytostelium subglobosum LB1, 1209 nucleotides. RefSeq lists its product as hypothetical. Lineage: Eukaryota; Evosea; Eumycetozoa; Acytosteliales; Acytosteliaceae. Bases 1 to 1209 code for a protein of 402 amino acids. The record is from RefSeq and is a predicted model, not a curated record. The transcript has a single exon.